CGCGCCUGCGCACCUGCAGGGCGCGGACCCAGGUGUCCAGUCUCUGUGGCUCUCGCCGGCCCAGAUCGCGGGGCCGCGGGAGGACGCCCUGGACACCCAGGACCUGCGCGGAGAUGGACUCGGUGGUCUUUGAGGACGUGGCUGUGAACUUCACCGUGGAGGAGUGGGCUUUGCUGGACCCGGCUCAGAGGAAGCUCUACAGAGACGUGAUGCUGGAGACCUUCAGGAACCUGGCUUCCGUGGGUUCUUGCCCUCAAGUUAAAACCAGUGGAUCAAGUCCUCAAUGGGAUAUUUUGGAGAAUGAACUAUGCAGUGAAAAGAAAAUAGUAAGAUGCACAAGAAAUGAUUCCUGUUCUAUUUUUGGAGAAAACUGGAUAUUUCAUAACAUCCGAGGUCACCAAACCCAAGAGAGGGAUUUCAGAAAUGGUUUGGUGGAGAAUCUCUGCAAAGGUAAUGAAGGUCAUCAAUGUGGAGAAACCCUGAACCAGAUUACACAUCUUACUGUGCAUAAGGGUUAUCCGACUGGAAUUCAGCCCUAUAAAUGUACUAAGUGUGGAAAAGCCUUCAGGGAUCGUUCUUUCCAGAAGAAUCAUCAAAGAUCUCACCCUGGACACAAACAUUAUCCAUGUGAAGAAUGUGGGGAAGCCUGCAGCUGUGUCUCGUGCCUAAAUCCUCCUGGGGAAACAGACAUUGUAGAGAAGCCCGAAAAACAUCAGGAUGCUGGGAGAGCAUCUAAGAGAUAUGUGAAGAGUGGCAGUAGUAAACAGUCUUCAGAGUGUAAGAAAUCUGGAAAAGCUCUCACUUGUCCUUCAUCCUUUAAGGGACGUGAGAGAGGUCACCAUGGACAGAAAAUCCAUGUGUGUAAAGUAUGUGGGAAAUCCUUUAUGUAUUAUUCCUACCUUGCACGGCAUGUGAGAACUCACACUGGAGAAAAGCCCUAUGAAUGUAAGGAAUGUGAGAAAACCUUCCGAUAUCCUGCAUCCCUGGGAGGACAUGUGACGAUACACACUGGAGAGAAACCUUACGUGUGUAAGGAAUGUGGGAAAACCUUCAGUUGUCCCAAAUACUUCAGAAGACAUGUGAAAACACACAGUGGCAUGAAGCCCUAUGAAUGUAUGGAAUGCGGCAAAGCCUACAGUUGCUCUUCAUCCCUUCGAGAACACGCACGAACACACAGCGAAGAGAAACCCUAUGAAUGUCAGCACUGUGGGAAAGCCUUCAGGCAUCAGCGAUAUUUUAAAAAGCAUGUGAGACUGCACAGCGGAGUAAAACCCUAUGAAUGUAUGGAAUGCGGGAAAGCCUACAGUUGUUCCACAUCCCUCCGGGAACACGAGAGAACGCACACUGGGGAGAGGCCCUUCGAAUGCCAGCACUGCGGGAAAGCCUUCACUCGCCAUGCCUCCCUUCGAGGACACAUGAGAACGCACAGUGGGGAGAGAGCCUACAGAUGUACACAGUGUGGGAAAGCUUUCUGUUGGCCCUCGUCCUUACGAAAGCACGUAAGAAUGCACAGUGAGGAGAAGCCCUACGAAUGUCAGCAAUGUGGGAAAGCCUUCUGGUACCCUGCAAACCUGCGAGGACACAUGAGGAUACACGCUGGGGAGAAACUCUGAAUCCAGGGACCGUGGGAGAGACUUCAUUCUCUCUUCAAACUUGUAAUGUGAGCAGCACACUGUAGAGGAAACUUAUGAAAGGGAAAAUGUGGGAAAACCUUCAGCACUUCACUUAUUUUGUACAUGAAAACUCAGAGCACAACAGAAAUCUUUUAACAGAGAUAAAUAUGGUUUUGCCUUGGUAAGUGCCUCAUCCUGAAUAGGGAUCCCAGUGUAUUAAUUUCUAGCUCAUGUUGCUGAUCUGAAUACUUAAGAUAAUAACUAUCCCUCUAUGUCUACUUCAUCUGUACUACUUAUAUUUUGUUAUCUCCAACUUUAAAUAAUCAUACAGUCAUAUAAAGCUUGCCUCAUUUCCAUUACAGUGUCUUUUUUUUUGACUGCCCUGCUCGGCUUGCGGGAUCUUAGUUCCCUGACCAGGGAUCGAACCCAUGCCCCCUGCAGUAGAAGCACAGAGUCCUAACCACUGGACUGCCAGGGAAUUCCCUUUAUGAUGUCUUUUGAACCCAGGGGUGAUAAGUGGUUUUCAGUUUUUGGUUUUUUUCAUGUGUAACUUGGUAUAAUUUUUAGGUGAAAAGUUUUUGAUUCUUACUUUGCAUUAUCUUCCUAGUAUGUGAUCAUGAUAUGAGGUCUGUAUUGUUGAAAUGUCUUUCCUGGUCCACUGUUACAGAUACUGGAAUUAUCUGACUCAAUAUUUACCCUCCCCUUGCACCUUCAUUACUGAAAGGUGUGUUUUCCAAGUUGUUUGUUGCUAGCAGAUACCAUAUCUGUGUUUCUCACAGAAAUUAGUAAUUGUGGAAGAUCUUGGAAAAUAACAUUCUCAUCUGAUUAUGUUUGUAAUUUGGCCUCUGUUCAUGUCCAUGAUCUUGGUUGGAAAUCGGACAUGAUAAUUGAGUCAAGAAGAGCAACUUGCUGGCAUGAAGAUGAAAGCUCCUGUCCAGACAGUUCUACUGAAUUGUGUUGUCAGCUUGGGUAAGGUGAGAAACUGUAUAUCCAGAGUCCUUCUGUUAGUGGUUCUGAGUUAAAGUUCUUAAGGUUAGGAAGAAGCAUGAGGUCUGGAAAGCAGAAGUGUGGAAACCAUGAUUCUCAGGUCUUCUGUACCAUCAGGAGACAGAGAUGCAUGGCAACCUGGUGAGCCUGAGUUCCAGCACCGUUUUCUGAGUUCUGGCUCUGCCCAUGUGGAACAGUCCCAAUCAGACACGUUUGAUGAACCCAACCCUGUGGAUUUCUGACUACAGAAUCUGAUCCAUGAUGGGGGUUUAUAGAGGUUACGUGUGGAAGCCAGGACCCCUAGAAAAUGGAAGAGAAAAAGUUGGCGUCUGGUUUGAUAACUUACUUGACUGACCUGGCUGGUGAUCACCAGCUCCUACCUGGUUGCCCAACAAGCCCCUGUGCACUGGUCUGUCUGUAUAUGGUGGUUCCAAACCCUGGGAAGAAUGAUUUCUUCACUGUGCCUUCCAGAUCUCAUACGAGUUAAGCUGUUGGUGAAUUGUAAUCUGGAAUCGUAAAGACGGGGAUCCUGGGAAACAUAACCUCCCGGCCUUACCCUCAGUGAAACAACAAUUCAGCAGAAACAUAUCUACCUUUAGAUUUCAUUGACCUUUCACAGUAAUACCAAGAAAUGUAGCACAGUGGGGAUGAGAGGGAUAUGGAGAUGGAAGUUUCAUUCAUUCAUUCAUUCAUUCAUUCCAGGGAAUAUUAUAACAGAAGAGUAAACUAUUUCAGAUAACACUGGAAGUUGAUACCUAAAUGUAUUAUUAAAAUAUAUACAAACCCUUAACCCUGCUGGUCCAGUGGUUAAGACUCCAUGCUCCCAAUGCAAGGACCACGGGCUCGAUCCCUGGUCAGGGAACUAAGAUCCCGCAUGCCACAUGGCGCAGCCCCCCCCAAAAAAUACAUACGUAUAUACUGACUUAAGUAGUGUGUCCUCCCCUGCCCCACCACCGAUUUCAUGUCCACCUGGCAUCACUGACACAACCUGAUUUGGAAUAAGGUCUUUGCAGAUGUAAUCAGGAUGUGGUCAUAUUGGAUUGGUGUUGGUCCUAAUACAAUGAUGUGUAUCCUUAUAAAAAGAGGGAGAUUUGGGCACAGAGACCUGCACAGGAGACAGACACGUCUUCACCAUGUAAAGACAGAGCAGAGAUUGGUGUGAUCUCUGUACAAGCCAAGACAUGCAAAGGAUUGUUGGCAACUUCCAGAAGCUAGAAGAUAUGCCUAGAACAGGUUCCUCCUCAGAGCCUCCAGAAGUAGCCAGCCCUGCUGACCACUUCAUUUCGUACAGCCAGCCUCCUAAACCAUGAGAAAAUAAGUUUCUGUUUUUUAAGCCGUCAUGUCUCCAGUGCUUUGUUAGGGCAGGCCAAGCAGACUAAUGUAGUUCCUAGAGAGGGAGUGGGCCUUGGAUAUUUGAAGGACAGCCAGAGGCCAGUGUUUCUGGAGCAGAAUGAGCUGGUGGCAAGAACAGCAGAGGUGAGAGGAGAGCAAUGGCGGUGGGUAGGCACAUCAUAUCCUGAUGCACUGACCUGCCGUGGUGCCCUGACAUUGGCCAUGAGUGACAUAGAGCCUAAAAGUGGCCAGAUGAGGCAGCUUUACAAAGUCCCUGUGUUACCUUGAGAAUAGACUCUAGGAUGUUGUCACUUAAGGUAGUGGAUCAGAUCGGGUUGGUAGCAGUGGCAAUGAUGUGCCAGGUUGGAGCCCGGAUGUAAUUUGAAGUUAGAGCCAUCAGAAUUUCUUGAUGGCUUGAAGGUGGGGUGAAAGGAAGAGUCAAGAGUGGCUUUAUUAUUUUGUGCAGGAAAAACUGGCAUGAUGGUAUUGCCAUCAACUGACAUGUAGCUCAUGAGCAAUGGAGAAGAAUAUUGGUGGAGUGUAAGCAGUUGAACUUGGAGUGUGCUGAGAUGAAGCUGAGAUCAGGGCAUACUAAGGCAGAAGAUAAACAUAUGAGAAUUUUAUUAGAUUUUAUUACAAUUUUAAAAAUAUUUUAGGGACUUCCCUGGCGGUCCAGUGCUUAAGACUCUGAGCUUCCACUGCAGGGGAUGUGGGUUCGAUCCCUGGUCUGGGAACUAAGAUCCCACAUGCCCCGUGGUGUGGCCAAAAAAUAAAAAUAAAAGCAAGUUUUAAAAAAUAAAAACAUAUUGUAAGAGAAUGUUAUUACAAACAUUGGUCCCAAUGGCAAAAAUGUGAAUAAAAAAAGCUGCUAACAGUUGAAUCGGUACAUGAAAAUGGUAUAGUCCUACAAGCAUAAAAAUAGAUUAAUAAAAGUACAUAAAUUACCAAACUGUGGACAGCAAAACAUUUUUGAAUAAAAGACACUUGAUACGGACUUCCCUGGUGGUCCAGUGGUUAAGAAUCCACCUUCCAAUGCGGGGGACGCGGGUUCGAUCCCUGGUUGGGGAACUAAGAUCCCACACGCCGAGGGGCAGCUAAGCCCGAGCGCCACAACUAGAGAAGCCCACGUGCCAUAACGAAGACCCAGCGCAGCUAAAAUGAAAAAUAAAUAAAAUUUAAAAAGUGGACUGUUAAAGCUAAUUUUAAAAAAAGACACGAUAUAAAAUGAUACAUACCAUUUGAUUCUAUUUACAUACAAUAUAAAACAGGAAAAAUUAUUGAUGAAACUAAAAGUAAAUGAAAGGAAAUGAUUUUUUAAAGUUUGGGGUAUUGGUAACUGUGAGAGGACGGGCUGGGGCUUCUGAUGGGGCAUAAACCCAAGUGGAGUGUGGGGGGUGUGACAGCAGCCUCCCUGUCGUGUAUGGAUUGUGACAUCAUGUGUUAAAAAAAAGGAGACAUCAGGCCCAAAAUGUAGUCACUUGUGCUGAAUCCCAUGUCAGCAAGCCAAAACUUACUACCUAGCCAAAUUGCACUUUCAAUCUUUCCCAGGAGUGUGACCUUUAACCAGUCGAUAUGGGUUUUCCUGCUCAGCACUAGUGAGGUAAUCCCCUUGAUAGACCCCCUCCAUCCCCCUUAGGAGGGCGGCAUUGCCUGAAACCAUGCAUUCUUUGCUAAUAAUUUCCUUUCCACUUUUGAAAACAUUUCCUCUUCUGAAGCUCAAUGGUGCACCUUUCUACUUGCCAGAUGGGACCCUGCCCAGUUCAUCAACUGUUCAAUAAAGCCAAUUUGAUCUUUAAAUUUACUCAGAGAAUUUUUGCUAUUUAACAGAUUUGGUGGCAGCAGUGGGAUCAAAGGACUUUCCAAUGGUAUUCAGAGAUGACCAGAAACAGAGGCGUGGGGGACUUCCCUGGCGGUCCAGUGGUUAAGACUCUGUGCUUCCACCGCAGGGGGCGCAGGUUCAUCCCUGGUCAGGGAACUGAGAUCCCACAUGCCGUGUGCCAUGUGGUGCGGCCAAAAAAUAAUUAAUUAAAAAAACACACACGCACAGGUGUGGUACCAGCAAACCUUUUUUCGAGUUCACUGUCUUUCUCACCAUUUCUGAGGGCUGUGGAUAAGUUCCUCUCCUUUCUGAGCUCUGCUCUCUGCUCUACUCCCAAUCGAAUUGACUUUCCAGUCAGGGGUUAGUGGGUCAGCUUGAGCUGGAAGAUGGUUCCAUCCAGAACCCUAGUCCCUAGUUCUUAGUUCAGUCUGCAAUCUCCUGCUUGCUUGGAAUCCCUUUCGCAAGUUGCACCCUGCAUUUCCCCUUUACUGGAGUUGCUGAUACAGUCCUUUCUCCAGUUGCAGUCUAUUGACCCCAUUUGCAGGAAUCUCCUUAUUUAGUCCAUGCUGGGAUUUUUUUUUAAUUUGGCCAUGCCCUGAGGCAUGCUGGAUCCUAGUUCCCGACCAGGGAUUGGACCUGUGCCCCCUGCAGUGAAAGUGCAGAGUCCUAACCAUUGGACUGCCAGGGAAGUCCCCCAUGCUGGGAAUUGCUGGUGGUGUACACAGACUUCUGCAGUAGUGUAUCUUGGUUGCUGUUGGUUUGUUUUGGUGAACAUGUUUAUCUUGUUUUGUGUAGAUAAAGGCUACUGCUAACAUGGAUCUCAGAAACCAAAAAGCCAUAAAAAUUGGUGGUCACAGAUCAAGAAUUUAAGAGCUGUUAGAACACUUGCCACCUAACUCAAAGACUCCCAUGUUGGGAGAAGUUGGUCACAGAACGGGUUGGAAUGGUACAAGGUCCCUUGCCAAACUCAAGAAAAUUUCUAUGCAGUGUGGUACAUUGUAAACUACCACAGUUUCCAACUGAGUGGCCUGUCCCUUUUAGGUAUUAGUUUGACUCCAAGUGACCGAAAGUAUAAGAAAGAAGUAGAAGGAGAGAGGGAGGGAGGAAAGAUACAUACAUACAUACAUACAUACAUACAUACAUACAUAAGAUCCUUGUAUCCACAUGGUUAAUAAGCAUGCCACCUUCCAGUACACCUGUUAGGAACUGUGGUCCCAGAAGCUAUAAAUAUCUGUAAAAAUGGCAAAAUCUUACUGACAACAACCUACAAAUUUUGUGUCCUGAGAACAUGGCUUGGGAGCCCCAAAAUAUGGCCAAACCGAAAUGUAUAUUAAUCUCCAUUUGCAGCUAGGGUCCUACCAAACUGCUGCCAUUCCUCAGGGAAAUUAAAACCUAGCGUUACAAUGGCUGUUAUAAGGAACAUUCCAAUUAGAUAAGAUCAUUUAAGAAGUGCACUUAAUAAAAAAUUUUAAAAUAAUAAAAAUUUUUAAGAAUUAAAAAGAAAGUGCACUUAAAAGUGAGGGCUUCCAUGUGAAACAAACAGAAUGGGAUACCUAUUUUAAUUGGCAUGUAGGGGCCUCCAAAAGUCAAAAAAUUUUCUUAAAAUUCAUUACAAAAGGCUAAUAGAAAAUUAAAGCUAUAAGAGGUACCUAAAACAAAACUCAUAAAGACAACAUUGAACGUAGUGGUUAUUUUGACAAAACAUAAUGUCUACCUUUUAUAAUCUCUUAUUAUCACAAGCAGACCACUAGAAAAAAUAUUCGUUCUUUUAACAGAAAAACCAAUUUUUACUUUUGCACUAACUUGUCAUAUUAAAACUUGUUCACCUAAAUUUAUUCCAAUUUUAGCCAGUCCUGACGACACAAAAAAAUCCUUUCUAAAGAUUCCUUUUUUUCACAAAACUUUUACAACUUUCUAUGUCCAUUUUACUUGUCCUUUGUUUUCUUUCCCAUUUAGAAAUAACUGGCUUUAGGACAAAGUCACUUCGUUUUCCCUUAACAAAAUGCAUUUCCAUUCCUUAUACAUUUUUCUUUUAAUUUUCUUUUUUUUAAAAUAAAUUUAUUUAUUUAUUGGCUGCGUUGGGUCUUCGUUGCUGUGCAUGGGCUUACUCUAGUUGCGGCGAGCAUGGGCUACUCUUUGUUGUGGUGCACGGGCUUCUCAUUGCGGUGGCUUCUCUUGUUGCAGAGCACUGGCUCUAGGCGCGCAGGCUUCAGUAGUUGUGGCGCACGGGCUUAGUUGCUCCACGUUAUGUGGGAUCUUCCCGGACCAGGGCUCAAACCCAUGUCCCCGGCACUGGCAGGCGGAUUCUCAACCACUGCGCCACCAGGGAAGUCCCUCUUUUAAUUUUCUUGCAUACAAGGAUGUCUUCCUUAUUAAUCUUAGUAGUUUUAGAAACCUUAAUUUAUAGUGAAACUAAGAAGUAAGCAAUCGUGAACUGUUUGUUAUACCAAUAUUUCUUUUCCAAUGCAGUAAAAAGUAUCUUACUAAUAGAUCCAAAUAUCUUUUGUUUUCUAUAAUAAGGCAAAAGUAGGUAAACUUAGACUUGUUUAGUAUUGAAUAACUAAUGUUUCAGUAUUUUAUCUUACUCAGAAAUGACAUAGACAUUCAAUGAAUUCCCAUCAUUCAAUUUAACGUAGCAAACUCUAAGGGUGUAAAUUACCCCCUCAACAUUGGUAAGCUAUUCUAAAUAGAUCUAGCAUAAAACAAUUAUCACUUAAAACUUCACAUAGGGAAGAUGGCGGACUAGGAGGACGCGGAAUUCGCGUCUCCGCACAACUAGGGCACCUACCAGGCACCAGUGGGGGACCACAGACACCUAAGGGGAUGGGAGGAACCCCCAGUGACUGGUUGUUUCAAUUAUAUUUUUAUUUCUCCUAAUAUAUUUUUUAUCUUUCUAAUUUUAUCUUAUUUUUUGUUAUUGUACUGCUCCCUUUUCUUUUUCUUUUUUCUUUUUGCCACACCACGCAGUUUGCGGGGACCUUGGUCCCCAGGCCGGAGGUCGGGCCCGAGCUCCUGUGGUGGGAGCUCCGAGUCCAAACCGCUGGACUAACAGAGAACCUCAGACCCCAGGGAAUAUUAAUCGGAGUGAGGCCUCCCGGAGGUCCUCAUCUUAGCACCAACACCUGGCUGUAUCCAACUGCCUGCAAACUCCAGUGCUGAACGCCUCAGGCCAAACAACCAGUAAGACAGGAAUACAGGCACUAGCAACACAAGAAACAAAUAGAUAAACUGGACCUUAUCAAAAGUAAAAUCUUUUGUGCAUCCAAGGACACUAUCAAGAGAGUGAAAAGACACCCCACAGAAUGGGAGAACAUAUUGGAAAUCAUAUAUGCGACAAGGUUUUAUUAUCCAGAACACAUUAAACAGCCGUGCAUAUCAAUAAUAAAAAUGCAAACAACCCAGUUAAAAAAUGGGAAAGAAGUUGAAUAGACUUUUGUCCAAGAGUGAUAUACAAAUGGCCAAUAAACAGAUGAAAAUUUUCUCCACAUCGCUAAUCAUCAGGGAAAUGCACGUCAAAACCACAUGAGAUAACCACUUUGCACCUGCUCGGAUGGCUAGAAUCAUGGCCAGAAGUGUUGUCAAGGAGAAAAGCAGCGGCGGCUGCUCUAGUGGCAGUAGCAGUAGCGCCGGGUCCAGAGAAUGGAGGUGCUCCUAGAGCAGCGGCAGUUCUGACUACGGCGCCGGGACGAGUCCGGUUCGUGUUCGUCCGUGGAGAUCUCUCUCAUCUCGCUCGGCUGCGGGAAAUCGGGCUGAAGCGACUGAGUCCGCGAUGGAGAGAGAAAAGGAACAAAUCCGUAAACUCUUUAUUGGUGGCCUGAGCUUUGAAACUACAGAAGAAAGUUUGAAGAACUACUGUGAACAAUGGGGAAAACUUACAGAUUGUGUGGUAAUGAGGGAUCCUGCAAGCAAAAGAUCAAGAGGGGCUUCCCUGGUGGCACAGUGGUUGAGAAUCUGCCUGCCAAUGCAGGGGACACGGGUUCGAGCCCUGGUCUGGGAAAAUCCCACAUGCCACGGAGCAACUAGGCCCGUGAGCCACAACUACUGAGCCUGUGCGUCUGGAGCCUGUGCCCCGCAACAAGAGAGGCCGCGACAGUGAAAGGCCCGCGCACCGCGAUGAAGAGUGGCCCCCGCUUGCCGCAACUAGAGAAAGCCCUCGCACAGAAACGAAGACCCAACACAGCCAAAAAUAAAUAAGUAAAUAAAUAAAUAAUUAAAAUUUAAAAAAAAGAUCAAGACGAUUUGGUUUUGUAACUUUUUCAUCCAUGGCUGAGACUGAUGCUGCCAUGGCUGCCAGACCUCAUUCAACUGACGGGAGAGCGGUUGAGCCAAAACGUGCUGUUUGCAAGAGGGGAAUCUGGAAAGCCAGGGGCUCAUGUCACUGUGAAGAAGCUGUUUGUAGGUGGAAUUAAAGAAGAUACUGAGGAACAUCAUCUUAGAGAUUACUUUGAGGCAUAUGGACAAAUUGAUACCAUUGAGAUAAUUACUGAU
Molecule: messenger RNA, 10239 nt
Organism: Balaenoptera acutorostrata (minke whale)
Lineage: Eukaryota; Metazoa; Chordata; Mammalia; Artiodactyla; Balaenopteridae
Product: zinc finger protein 77-like
Exons: 4
Coding region: 114-1613 (499 amino acids)
Biological process (GO): regulation of transcription by RNA polymerase II
Cellular component (GO): nucleus
Molecular function (GO): RNA polymerase II transcription regulatory region sequence-specific DNA binding; DNA-binding transcription factor activity, RNA polymerase II-specific
Source: RefSeq, a predicted model, not a curated record